AUGAAAUCAUUUUUGGAAAAAUAAAGAUCCAAUUAUUUUCAAAAAUAAAAGAUUAUUAAUUAUCAUAAUCAAAUUCAAAUAGUUCAAUAAAUAGUCACUUAAUAAUUAUUAGAAUGCCCAAUAUGUAUGGAUUUUUUUGUAAAUCCUGUACAAACAACUUGUGGUCAUACAUUUUGUGAAAUAUGUUUAACAGAAUCUUUAUUAAAAAAGAAUAUUUGUUCUAUUUGUAAGGCUGAUACUAUUAGCUAUAGUUAUUCACCUAAUAAGCUUUUAAGUUAUUUAGUAUUUAAGUUUGUAAAUUAAUAUCAUGAUAAAAAAAUAAUAUACAAGUUUUAUUAACAAGUAAAUAAAUUUUUAAAAUGGAACAAUGAAAGAAGAGUGACUGAUAUAUAACUAAAUUAAACAAUAGAUGUUAUAGAUAAAUUAAAUAUAUGGUGUAAAGCGGAAGGAUGGAGUAGUAAAUAUGAUGAAAUUAUUAGUCUAGGUUCUUAUAGAUUAGCCUAAAGUGGUUUUUUUACUAAAAGAAAAAAUAUUCCAUCAUACAAUUUAUAAAAUUCAGAAAACUAGUAAGGAGCAUUAUAAGCUGUUUUAUCUUAUGGAGAUGAUGUAGAUAAUGAAGAAAACUCUAGUUAAGAUGAAGAUAGUAAAUAUGUAGUAUUAAGUGAUAAAGAUGAUAUAUAUGUAAGUUAAGGAAGCUUAAAUGAAAUAUAAGAUAAAUAAAAGAAAAAACGAAGAAUAAAAAGAGAUUAGGAUGACGAAGAAAACGGAGAUUUAAUAUUUAAAAAAAUAUUUAUUAAUAAUAAUGAAUAAAUAUAAUACUUUUAAUAAAUAUAAAAGGAAUUUAAUAAAAAAGUUUUUGGUAUUGAAAUUGAAGAAUGA
This is a messenger RNA of Ichthyophthirius multifiliis, 879 nucleotides long. Its product is annotated as zinc binding protein, putative. The transcript has 6 exons. The record is from RefSeq and is a predicted model, not a curated record. NCBI's taxonomy places the organism in Eukaryota, Ciliophora, Oligohymenophorea, Hymenostomatida.